AGAUUUUGGUGUUGAGCACAAUCAAAGUCCAUUUUUACGCCGUGAAACGCUGCGUCGAACCCAACGAUUGCACUCCAAGCAACGCACCACCGCCGCCACUCGACCUGGCCAGAAAAUUGCAUCAAUUUUGCUGCGCGGACGAGCGAGCGGCCGCCUCCUUGCCUUGCUGCCCCCAAAGAGGCAUCGCGCGAGCGAGGAGAGCGGCGCCGGCAAGGCGCAGCCGCAGCGGACGCCGCCGGGAAGCACUGAGAUAACUCAGAGCGUUUCGACGGUCGAAGAUACUGCUGCUCGUGCCGCUCGAGGUCGACCGCCCAAGCGGAGGCCGCAGACAGGAGGACGUUUUUCUCGAGAGGGACGCCGAUUCUCGAGAGGGACGCCGAGAGGAGGACGCACAGAGAGUCUCGCCCCGCGCGCGCCGCUCACCCGUCCCCCGCGCAGAUGGCCCGCACGGUUUUCGCUGUCCUCGCGUGCGCGACGGCGGUCGCCGCGUUCUCCGCGCCGCGGGCGGGCGCCAAGGCGCCGGUCGCCGUCCCCAAGUUCGAGGCGAACCCGCUCGCCAUCGCCGCGGCCGCGCCGGCGCUCGCCGCGCCGCUCGCCGCGAACGCGUUCCAGGGCUCCAUGCUCGGCAUGCCCAUCAACCUCGUCGUCGCCUUCGCGCCCGUCGUGCUGGUCGCGGUCCCGUGGGUACUCAUCGUCAUCGCGCCCGGCGCGAUCCAACAGGUCGGCCGCAUCGCCAAGGGCGACUCUGCGAAGUACUUCGGCGAGAACUAG
Molecule: messenger RNA, 771 nt
Organism: Pelagomonas calceolata
Lineage: Eukaryota; Pelagophyceae; Pelagomonadales; Pelagomonadaceae
Source: the annotation of a GenBank genome assembly